GGUUCGUAAUGUGCGUUGUGCACUAUGUCUCUAUGGAGCUCUUGUUGGUCCUGGUGUUUCCUCUCAUUCGUCCUGUCAACACAGGGCAAUCCUCAUCAGCUCCAGAUUUCUCUGAUUACCUCCACAGGAUCCUGAAGAACCACACUGCCCAUGCCUGUGAUGGAGAGACACUGUCCAUCAGAUGCCCUUCUAGAACAUCUGUGGCUGUCCUCUCAGCGUUUUAUGGACGCCGUGUCCCGAGUCCAUAUCUAUGCCCACACGCAAACCCAAACAUAACAGAGGAAAACACUGACUGUAUAUCAACCACAGCCAUUCAGAAAGUGAUGUCUGAGUGCCAGGAUCGAUGGGAGUGUCAGAUUCCUGUGGUGAGUCCUGUGUUUGGUCAAGAUCCCUGCCCUGAAACCAGCAAAUACAUCAUUGUCUCCUACAAGUGCAAGCCCGAGCAUCAUCGCUCGAGAACAGUGUGUGAGAAUGAGCGGCUGAAGCUGGCCUGUAAGAAUGACACGGUUCUGGCCAUCUAUUCAGCCACGUUUGGCCACUUGGAGCAUGACAGUCUUGAGUGCCCUCAAGAGGCUAAAACAAAAACGGACAUAGAGUGCUUGUCUCCGUCAGCCUUGAGGAGGGUGUCAAGGAAGUGUCAUGGCAGGACGAACUGCUCCGUGUUGGCUGAUGCUCAGGGUUUUGGAGACCCCUGUUUUCCUGGCACCAGAAAGCAUUUGCGAGUUUCCUUCACCUGCGUACCACGGUAUCUACUGGAAGAUGUUGGACGUGGAAACACAGAUCCUUUCUUGCUCUCUGACUAUACGCACGGAGGGUGGUAUACUGGCCCCGGUGUGUCCAGACCACAAAACAUUUUCACCAACUCUCUGGAAAUCUUUUUCCAGAUCCAGGGUCUUCCGGAGACAGUGGCUUUAUACUUUGUCUCAGGUAUAUGUGCUGGUCUGUUCUUCUUGCUGUGUUUGUUCGGUCUCAAAUCCACCCUGAUUCGAGAUCUGAAAGACUUGGCGUCUGAGCUAGGAGAUGAGCUAAAGUCCUCCCACAGGUCACAGAGAGGACGAAUAGAUGAUUUUGAUGAUGAUGACGCAUCCUUGCGUUCUUCUUUUCGCCACCUUGCGCGCCCGUAUCGCACGCCAGACAUGUUCAACCAAGAGAUGAUAAUGACAGUGGUGAUGGAGGAGAGAAGGGAUGAGGACAAACCUGAGAUGCCAAAUGGAGACAUCUGGCCACAUAUCAACUCCAGCCCUUAUGCCAUGCACAAAAUCAAAACCUCCUCUGCCUGAUCUUGAUGUUCUCGGCAAAUCUGAUUGAUGAAUGUUUUCUUUAAUAAAACAAACACUAAUUAUACUAUUUAACAUUAAUGAUAAGAUUAUAUUGUCUGGAUCUUAAAUGCAUAACAAGAAUGACAUCUGUGGCAUCCUUAUCAAGCCCACCUGGUUGUGUUUUAUGAAUAGACUGUAUUUAUGUAUACAUUGUCAUGUAUAAUUCGAACUGGUUUAAUAAAUGAGCGGAGGUGUGAUUUCUUU
This is a messenger RNA of Rhinichthys klamathensis goyatoka, 1523 nucleotides long. Its product is annotated as protein eva-1 homolog C. NCBI's taxonomy places the organism in Eukaryota, Metazoa, Chordata, Actinopteri, Cypriniformes, Leuciscidae. Gene Ontology annotation, molecular function: carbohydrate binding. The record is from RefSeq and is a predicted model, not a curated record. The transcript has 8 exons. The coding region runs from base 9 to 1280 and encodes 423 amino acids.